Molecule: messenger RNA, 1218 nt
Organism: Acaulospora colombiana
Lineage: Eukaryota; Fungi; Glomeromycota; Glomeromycetes; Diversisporales; Acaulosporaceae
Source: the annotation of a GenBank genome assembly
AUGCUUUUCACUGGACUUAUGAUAACCAAUUCUGGUCCGAUGGUGCUGGAAUACAAUGUGCGCUUUGGAGACCCGGAAGCAGAAGUUACAUUACCACUCUUAAGUGAUGAUACGGAUUUAGCGGAGAUUAUGCUGGCAUGUGUGGAUAGAAGACUGGAUUCUGUUCAGAUUAAAACAAAACCAGGUUAUGCAGCUGUUGUCGUUAUAGCUUCCGACGGGUACCCUAGAAGCUAUCUGAAAGGAAAAGAGAUUUCAAUUGCAGCGGUCCCAUCUGGAGGAUUUGGUGGUCUUUUUGAUCUAAAAGAGGCUGGGUUUGAAGAUCCAAUUUUGAUAUCAACUACUGAUGGUGUAGGAACCAAGUUGAAAAUCGCUCAGGCUGUAAACAUUCAUGACACCAUUGGUGUCGACCUUGUCGCAAUGAACGUCAAUGAUCUUGUUGUGCAAGGUGCCGAGCCUCUAUUUUUUCUCGAUUAUUACGCGUGUGGUAAGUUAAACGUUGAUGUCGCUAUAAAGGUGGUCGAAGGUAUAGCAAAUGGAUGCAUCGAAUCUAACUGUGGAUUGAUUGGUGGUGAAACGUCGGAAAUGCCUGGAGUUUAUAGUGAAGGCGAAUACGAUUUGGCAGGGUUUGCGGUGGGUGCAGUGGAACGUGGAAAAGUUCUUCCACGUAUUUCUGAUAUAAAUGUUGGGGAUGUUCUCAUUGGGAUAGCUUCAUCCGGACUUCAUUCCAAUGGCUUUUCGUUAGUUCGUAAAGUCAUUGCUAAAUUGAGUAUCGGAUAUGAAUCUUUAUGUCCGUGGAACUCAAACAUCACUCUUGGAGAGAGUCUUCUCACACCAACAAAGAUUUAUGUCAAACAAUUAAUGCCAGUUGUUAAGAAAGGACUCAUCAAGGCAAUGGCGCAUAUUACCGGUGGAGGUUUCGUGGAUAACAUGCCGAGAGUUUUACCCGAACAUCUGGGUGUUAUCAUAGAUCCAAAAUUGUGGGAGAUGCCUCAAGUGUUUAAAUGGUUGGCAGAGAAUGGAAAUAUACCACUCGAGGAACUAUUCCGAACCUUUAACUGUGGUAUAGGGAUGGUACUGAUCGUAUCAUUAGAAAAUGAAAACAACGUCAUGAAUUUAUUGAGAAAGUAUGAUGAUGUCUAUAAAAUUGGCCGAGUGGUAACAAAGGAAUCAAACAAUGGAAGUCAAGUUAUCAUCGAUGGAAUUACCGGGAUAUGUUAG